UAUUAUAGUCGCAUAGUGCAGUAUUUCACGCAUGUCUUCAGAGCUUUUAAAAAUUAUCUCAUUACUUACUUCUUUCCCCUUGUAUAGGAAGAACAAAAUAAUUUAUGGCGAACCAUUUGGCAUUUAGCAAUUUGCACACAUAUAUACAUAUAUUAUAUGCACACAACAGAUACGAGGGAUAAAUGCGGUACUAUAUAGGCCCCGGUAGAGUUUACAUUUUUCCGGUUCUUUUUUUUUUUAAUUGAUCGUUUGCGUAACGUUAUAAUAUGCGCCGACCCCGCGAGAUGGUGUGCCUCCACGGUCAGUUGUAGACGUAUAAUAAUAAUAUUAUUAUAUAGGAAACGACGAGAGGGAGCGCGGGCCGGCCGGAGACGUUCUCUAGCAUUGUGUCCAAAACAGUGCGAACCGCGAGACUACGUUCGGUAUCGUUGCAUGUUGUUUUCGGUAACGAUAAUGUAUAAGGUAAUAUAAUAAUAAAUAGUUUAUUAUGCAGACAUAUCGUUCGUAGAUCAAGUUUACACGAGAUGGAAAUCAAUUAUAAUUAGGACCAUACCACACAAGCAGUUUUUUUAAAUUAAAUUUUUGUUUUGAGGUCAAAAUCGACUUUACUCCAAUAAUUUUUAAACAUUUGUUCCUCUAUACCCACUGAAUAUGUGAUAAAGUUUUCGCUGUUUCAAUUAUAUUUGAAAACAAAAUGUCUGUCGGUUUUCUGCGAUGGACAAAAACCACGACGGUUUGGUUUUUCAUGAUCAGUUUAACUUAUUCAUCGUCUGUCAAAAAAGAUAUAACAUGUUAUGUGUGUUCACCAAAUUCAAUUUCUGAUAACACAGAAGCUUCGGAAAUCUCUAUUACUUUUUCAAAUUAUGACAUUGAAACAAUACCAACUUGUGGUUCAAAUGCUGCACUCAAUUUUACAUUAAAAUGUCCAGAAGGAUACAGAGGAUGUCUAACUAAAACUUAUGGUAAAAGUAUACUGAAAUCUUGCAAUGAGUAUCCCAUUACUGAUUGUAAAAUAGCAAAUAAUGUGAAGUAUUGUUUUUGUGCUAAAACUUUAUGCAAUAAUGCAACAAUUUUAACUCCAGUUCCAAUUUCCUCAGAUGAUGAAGAUUUAGACCAAUCAGCAGAAAAUGGAAGCGGGUUAUUUGAUGAUUUGACACAAUUAGAUAAACAUAAAUAUACCAACAAAAUUAUUAACACUACUGUAAUAUUAGAUACAUCUACAAAAAAUAAUUCAUUUGCAAAGGCAUCAGCUGAUAAAUUGGUACUGCCUAGGCGUACUUAUAUUUUAAGUUUAUUAUUCAUAAUCCAUAAAGCUAUAUAGUAUUUAUAGUCUUUUUAAAAUAGUCACAUACAACAUUGCAGAGAAUAGUGAUAUUUUUUCAUAAAACCAUGCAAUAUGAAUGUAUAUUUUUUAUACUUUAAACGAAAAUGGUUAACGUUCCUUGUAAUUUUUAAAUUCUGAAUGAAACAAUAAAAAUAAUGAACUACACUUAACUUAUAUUCAACAGAUACAUUUUGAAUAUGUUUACUCUUUCAUUAUUGUUAUGAACAAAUUUAAAUUUUACAAUCAAUAUAAUCUAUACUUGUAUUGUUAUAUACCUUUGAUCUAUACUUUUAAAAGUAAGGAUAGUACCAAACAACUGGUCUAAGUAUUUAGUCCAGUUUUGUAUGAAUGUAUUAAUCUGUAAAUAGUACAUGUUUAUAAAUAUAGAUGAUAUAAUAUAGGUAAUAAAAUUGUUCCUACAUAUAAUAUUUA
Molecule: messenger RNA, 1756 nt
Organism: Myzus persicae (green peach aphid)
Lineage: Eukaryota; Metazoa; Arthropoda; Insecta; Hemiptera; Aphididae
Exons: 3
Coding region: 695-1321 (208 amino acids)
Source: RefSeq, a predicted model, not a curated record